AUGGCAAAGCGUAAGAGAUGCAGGCAAAAAAGGAGAGCCCGAGGAAGAUUUCACCUGAAACAAAAGAGAGAUGCUGCAAAGCCCCGGGGCUCAGUUUGUCCUUCCCCAGGGUCACCAGUUGAUCUCCCUCUGAACCCAACACCUGUCCCAGGGGGCUCCCUCUGGCCAUCAGCCUUGCCCAGCAUAAAAGAUGUGGUAAAACCCUUGGAAUCAGCAGCAAAAAAUGUGGUAAAACCCUUGGAAUCAGCAGCAAAAAAUGUGAUAAAACCCUUGGAAUCAGCAGCAAAAAAUGUGAUAAAACCCUUGGAAUCAGCAGCAUCGUUUCUGUACUGGUGGGGCCAGAACAAAAUUGCACAGAGUUUUAAGGUGGUUAAAGACACCGUGUUUCCAUCACAAAUCUACUUAAGGGAACUUAAUGCUUUGAGAGAGCAGCUGGAAAAGUUGGAAAGUGAAUUUUCCAAGCUCCAAGAAACACUCCAGAUGAACGGAACUGCAGCUUUGUCUCCAGAAAAUCCUCUUUGCCAAAGGUGUCACAAACCAGUCCUGGGUGCUCCUGUACAGACACAGAUGGACCUGCUGGCAUCAGUGCCUGCUCCUCCUCCUCCUCCUCCUCCACCUCCUCCUCCCCCUCCUCCUCCACCACCACCACUGCCCCCACCAAAACUGCCUCCAGCACCUCUCCUCCUCAAACGGGGCACUGGCUCCAAAGCACUUCUGGCACCACCGGUGAAGAAGGACGGGCCGAUGCAGAUCACGCUCAAAGACCUCCUGAAUGUCAAGCUGAAGAAGACAAACAGCAACCUGAGAAUGGACAAGGCAGAAUCACCAGGGAAGCCACGCAGGGCAUUAAUUACAGUCUCAGAUCUACAGAGUAUUAGUUUGAGACCUAAAUCCAAGCCAUCAGCUCACGUCACAAAUUCCUUAAUUACUCCCCCUAAAAAUCAGAUUGAUCUUCGGAAACAUCUGAAGAAAGUCAAUAUACAAAGAAGUCCUGGUGGCACUCCUCUAAAUAAUAAAGAAAACAUUGAAUGUGGCUCUGGGUUGACACCAAUAAUGACACAGGCACUGCGACGCAAAUUCCAGAUGGCUCAUCCGAAGAGUCCCUCCCCUGCCCGGUUAAGUGCUGCAAACAGCUUUGAUGAAAAGUAAAAAGGAAAGUAGGUUUAUGGAACAAUGUAUUUGUCAUUUGUUGUCGGGAUUUGAAUUGAAUUUCCCUUUUGAAUCCCAUUUUUAUCACGCUCAGGCACAUGUAUUUGUAAGUGCACACAAGAACAGGAUAUUAUGAAACCCUGUUAAGCAGAUUUUACUUUUUAUAUUUCAUAAUGUCUCGGUUUCUAUAAUGUCUCAAUUUGGUUGCAUCUUCAUUCUUAAUGGAAACAAAGCAUGAAAUUUCCCAAGUCCUUUGACCACUGGCUGCUGCUGAAGCAGGGACUAUUAUGCUCCCAACACUGGUGCUGCUUGUCAUACAAAUACCUAUGUGUUUGAUGAA
Molecule: messenger RNA, 1489 nt
Organism: Manacus vitellinus (golden-collared manakin)
Lineage: Eukaryota; Metazoa; Chordata; Aves; Passeriformes; Pipridae
Gene: PRR11
Product: proline rich 11
Exons: 9
Coding region: 1-1149 (382 amino acids)
Cellular component (GO): nucleus; cytoplasm
Source: RefSeq, a predicted model, not a curated record